Molecule: messenger RNA, 2099 nt
Organism: Amphiprion ocellaris (clown anemonefish)
Lineage: Eukaryota; Metazoa; Chordata; Actinopteri; Pomacentridae
Gene: mmp19
Product: matrix metallopeptidase 19
Exons: 9
Coding region: 141-1562 (473 amino acids)
Biological process (GO): extracellular matrix organization; proteolysis; collagen catabolic process
Cellular component (GO): extracellular matrix
Molecular function (GO): zinc ion binding; metalloendopeptidase activity
Source: RefSeq, a predicted model, not a curated record
CUCAUGCGCUGGCUGAGUUAAAAACUGCUGGAGCGCCCAGAGAACAAAGAGUCGGCUGUGGGGCUCUGCUGAACACUUCUCGGGCUUUUGAGCACCAGCUGUGGAUAUUUGAGUCGAGGUCUGCUGAUCGGUAACUGACUAUGGACUGCUCAGGGCUGUUGCUGCUGCUGGUGGUGCUCAGCCUCAGAGGAACAUUCAGUGCUGUGGUGAAAUGGAUGGAGUUAGAUGAAGCAAAGGCUUACUUGAAGCAGUAUGGCUACCUGAAUGACCCCGCUGACCCACAGGACCCUCAUUAUCUGGAGGAGAUCAUUGAAGCUCUCAGGGUCUUCCAGCGGGCGAAUGAUCUGCCACCUUCUGGAGAAAUCGAUGAAGCCACCUUGGAAGUGAUGAGACAACCCCGCUGUGGUGUUGAGGAUCCCUUCAACAAGAAAUUUCACAAGUACAGAGUGCUAGGUCGUUGGGGGAAAAAGACUCUGACCUACCGCAUCUACAGGGACACCACUGACAUGACCAAGUCAGACAUCAGGGCGGCCAUCCGCUCUGCAUUCAAGUACUGGAGUGAUGUGGCAGCUUUGACCUUCAGAGAGGUCGACUACGGCAGAGCAGACAUAAAGAUCUCCUUCCAUAAGAGAGAUGGCUACUGUCCUGUCCCGUUUGAUGGCCGAGGUCAUGUGCUGGCUCAUGCUGAGUCACCACCAUCUGGUAUUGUCCAUUUUGAUGAUGAUGAGUUCUGGACUGAGGGAACAUAUUAUGGUACUAAUCUGCGUAUUGUAGCUGCCCAUGAAAUAGGCCAUGCCCUGGGCCUGGGUCACUCCCAGUUCAGAAGCGCUCUGAUGGCACCAGUCUACACCGGUUACCGUGCCAACUUCAGGCUGCACUCGGAUGAUGUGAAAGGCAUCCAGGCGUUAUAUGGUAAACGCAUCACCAGCACACUAUCCAGUCCAACAACUCCACACAGCCUGUUUCCCACAGAAAGCAGCCAUGGGACUGAAAACAUCCCUGAUCCCUGCACGGCCACACUGGAUGCCAUUAUGUUGGGUCCUUGGAGGAAAACUUUUGCUUUUAGUGGUGAUUAUGUCUGGACCAUCUCUGAUCUGGGACAUAACACACCCAUAAAAGUCGACCGGCUGUGGAGGGGACUCCCUGGAAACCUGAACGCUGCAGUGCACUCUCAAAAAACCAACAAGACAUACUUUUUUAAAGGUAAUAAAGUGUGGAAAUACACCGGGUUCAUGCUGGACUAUGGCUACCCCAAACCUCUGAAACGGAUCCCUCCUAACAUUGAUGCAGCCUUGUACCUGCAGAUAAACAAGAAGCUGGUCUUCAUUAAGGGUUCAGAACACUGGCAGUGGGAUGAGCUGAAGUACAACGACUUAACUUUCUACCCCAAACCGCUCAGCAUGCUCUUCUCCGGAGUGCCAUCCACUCCUGACGCUGCCUUCACCUGGACCAAUGACAAGAUCUACAUCUUCAAGGGGGAUCAGUACUGGAGAGUGAAUGAGCUGCUCAGAACAGAGAGCGGAUAUCCUCUGAGCAAGAGGGAACGUUGGAUGCGGUGCUAGUGUUUGACCAGUAGGAGGCAGCAGGUACCAGGAGGUCUGACCAUAGGGGGGGAUGCUGGUUCCACUCCAGGGGCAUUGACAACCACACAACCUCAACAGUAGAAACACAUUGUGAAUUAUCACUCACCACAUCUGGAAAAACUAGUGUAAGACUUGUCAUUUCAUUUCACUGGACCUGAGGACAACCGUGCUACCCGUACCCUCCAGAGCAGGCUCAUAUGUGUGAGGCUGUUUUUGUAGUGUGUAUGUGUUUCUGUGACUGCCGUAUUAUGCAAGCUUUUAUAUGAUCUCGGGGAGAAAUCAAGGCCUUGUUUUCUUUUUCUUCAACAUAUGUGUUGGAUUAUGUGUCGUAAUACUUUCAGUAAGAUGUAAUAUGGUGAUGGGAGUGUGCACUUUCUGUUCAGUUUAGUGUAACCAACUCCUUAUUCAGUGCACAUUUCCAUUAUGUCAUGAAUCACACUGGUCAACAUACAUUUGUGUCCGGAUUUUCAAUAACAAAUGUAACAUUUUCUACAAAUAAACAAGACACAGAAUGAA